UCAACUUCUCGAUCGCCGAUCGGCCGUUCGGCAAACGCGCAGGCAAACGCGUGACAGUGCCCGUGUGGCUGUGCAAUCCAUUGCGGCGAACUUCAGCGGAAGCUCGAUAUGCUGUAUGGAAUCUGCAAGGAAUAUGUGCAUACGGUCGGCCGAACGGAGAACGACUGUUUUUUGUCAAGGAAGCUUUGGUCUUGUGCAGCAGCGCCGCACCCCGCAAGUCGCCUUGUUGGAUAUCACCGUACGCUGCCAGCUCGUACGAUGUCGAGAUGGCUGGGAAUUCCACGGCUCUCAGCGCGUGACUUGCCCGUCGUGGAAGAGCUUUCCGCGGGUGGAAUGAAGCAAAAAUGGAGGCUCACCGUAGUAAGCUGUGUAAGCGCAUUCACCGAAACGUAAGGAAACGCAACUCGUGAAAAUGUCCUUUUCCCCAAGACUCGCAAUUGCAACACAUUGCGUCAAGCCACGUCUUGCGCGCUGCAGGCUAUCCCCACAACCGUUGCGAACCUUCUCCACAACAACCCCACAGCUCAGUUCACACCCCUCACCAACUGCGAGCGCCACUCCAUCAUCCCGCAAGAAAGUAACAAUUGGAACGCUCAACAAGCUAUGGCGGCAAGGGACACCUAUCACUAUGUUGACGGCGUACGAUUACCCGUCGGCGUUACUGGCCGACCGCGCGGGAAUGGAGACGGUGUUGGUGGGGGAUAGUUUGGCGAUGGUGGCGUUGGGGUAUGAGAAUACGAACCGGAUUACGCUGGACGAAAUGCUCCACCACUGCCGCGCCGUCUCCCGCGGCUCCCGCCACGCCUUCCUCAUCGGCGACCUCCCCUUCGGCACCUACGAAACCUCCCCCUCCCAAGCCAUCACCUCCGCCACCCGCAUGAUCCGCGAAGGCCGCAUGGAAGCCGUGAAGCUCGAAGGCGGCACCGAGAUGCAAGAUACCAUCUCCAGCCUCACCCGCGUCGGUAUUUCCGUUCUCGGUCACGUUGGGUUGACACCCCAACGUGCGACGUCGUUGGGUGGGUUUCGCGUGCAGGGGAAGACGGCCGCCGGAGCUGUGAGGUUGUUGAAGGAUGCGUUGGCUGUACAGGAAGCGGGCGCGUUUGCGGUCGUGAUCGAGGCCGUACCCGAGCUCGUCGCGACGGAACUCACGAAGCGGUUGAAGAUACCGACCAUCGGUAUCGGGGCAGGGAGCGGGUGCUCGGGGCAGGUGUUGGUUGGUAUGGACAUGUUGGGCGUGUACGAUAAGCUGCAGCCAAAGUUCUGCAAGACGUAUGCGGAGGUUGGGAAGAUUACGGUCGAUGCGUACAGGGCUUUUGGGGAGGAAGUGAAGCAUAGGACGUUUCCGGUUUCGGAGGUGCAUACCUACCCGAUGGGGAAGGAGGAGGAAGCCAAGUUUUUGGAGGCUAUUAAGAACUUGUGAUGGGUGAGGCUGGUAUAGCACGGAUAGGCAGAUUUACCCAUAGCCGCACGUAGGAUACAUAGUGUAUAGAUCUUUCGAAGACAUGCAGAACACGAACUA
Messenger RNA from Fimicolochytrium jonesii, 1519 nucleotides. RefSeq names its product ketopantoate hydroxymethyltransferase-domain-containing protein. NCBI's taxonomy places the organism in Eukaryota, Fungi, Chytridiomycota, Chytridiomycetes, Spizellomycetales, Powellomycetaceae. Gene Ontology annotation, cellular component: mitochondrion. The coding region runs from base 413 to 1420 and encodes 335 amino acids. The transcript is spliced from 3 exons. Gene Ontology annotation, biological process: pantothenate biosynthetic process. The record is from RefSeq and is a predicted model, not a curated record. Gene Ontology annotation, molecular function: 3-methyl-2-oxobutanoate hydroxymethyltransferase activity; magnesium ion binding.